CUCAAAAGAGCACAGAGCGAUAUAUGAGACCUCAGCAUACGUAAGUCUCCCAGCCUGCCAACACUAGACACUUCACAUUCGUCGUGAUAAGUUUUGGAACCAUAUACACCUCUUCCAGACAUGUUUUCGCUCACUGCCCUCCUCUGUUUCAUCUCCCUGGCCUCGGCCGCCUCGCUCCAAUUCAUCAGUCACCCGAUAGGCCCAAACCCACGCAAUGUUUCCUUCUACAUCUACGUCCCCGAAACCCUCGCCUUACAACCUCCCAUUCUCGUAUUCCUUCAUGGGUGUCAUGGCUCCGCUCAAGACGCCUUCGCCAAUUCAAAAUACUCCAGCCUAGCCUCGCGAUACGGCUUCAUCAUAAUAUACCCAGACUCGCCUAACCCCGCGGACAAAUGCUGGGACGUAUCCUCACCUGAAACACUCACACACAACGGCGGUGGCGAUUCCCAAGGCAUCGUCAGCAUGGUACAGCACACACUUGGAAAGUAUGGGGCGGAUCCUAGCCGUGUGUUCGUAAGUGGAAUCAGCAGUGGCGCGAUGUUGACGAACGUGCUUAUUGGGAGCUAUCCAGACGUAUUUGCUGCAGGCGCAGCAUUUGCAGGUGUACCAUUCGGAUGCUUUGCUGGGACUGGGUAUGCGGAAUGGAGUGAUGCGUGUGCGACGGGAAGAAUUACGCACUCAGGCCAGGAGUGGGCAGCGAUCGUGAAACGGGCAUACCCGUCGUAUUCUAGCUAUAGGCCAAAGAUGCAAGUGUAUCAUGGGACGGCCGAUGAGGUGCUCAACUAUACGAACUUCGGGGAGGAGAUCAGGGAGUGGACUUCCGUGUAUGGCAUCAGCAAGACGCCAGUGAGCACGUGCCUAGAUACGCCGAUCAUGGGAUGGACAAGGACGGUGUAUGGAAAGGGGGAACUUGAGGCGUACAGUGCAGCCAAUGUCACCCAUGACAUACCGAAUCAGGAAGAUGUAGUGAUGAAAUUCUUCGAUUUGACUUGCAUGAUCGGAGGUUGCUUUCGAAGACCAGGAUCCACCGGAUGAUCGCCACAACCAUCGUCAGCAGUUACAACAUUGAGACGUCAUUUUGAAAAGAGCAGUACCAACAGCUGCCCCGAUUAGGUUUGUGCAGAAAACGGGGCAAGGUGGCUCAAUAGGCUGGCCAUAGGCUAUACGGGACGGAAUUUUUGUGAUGAAGGAGCUUGCUACUUACACAAUAGCUACUGUUCGCAAUGCU
Molecule: messenger RNA, 1228 nt
Organism: Pseudovirgaria hyperparasitica
Lineage: Eukaryota; Fungi; Ascomycota; Dothideomycetes; Acrospermales; Acrospermaceae
Exons: 1
Coding region: 121-1035 (304 amino acids)
Cellular component (GO): extracellular region
Molecular function (GO): hydrolase activity
Source: RefSeq, a predicted model, not a curated record